AUGUUUGCGGACAUCCGAGCAUUGGCUUGUCUGUUUGUUUUCUGGAAGCUGUUGCUUCUCUGUAUAGCAUAUGCCAGUCCCGGACCUGGCUACGAUACGUCUACCAACUUGCUGUUGCUCCGUGCGCAGUCCGCGCAGUCCGAGAAUACCCUUCUGGCACAUCUUGCGAAGAAUCUCGUAUCAAAACUUGUUCGCUGGGAUGCCUUGUACUUUAUCAGUGUCGCUCAGCGAGGCUAUCUGUUCGAACAAGAAUGGGCUUGGGGCUGGGGCUAUACCCGGUUGCUCAGCUUGAUCUCUAAAGUCAUUCCUGGUGCUGCUUUAUCUCCGCUGUAUGCUCAAGCAUAUGCUGGUGUAAUCAUCUCUCAUGUUGCCCAUCUCUCAUCAGUGAUCAUCCUCUAUGGGUUGGUUCAUCACCUACCCAUCAUGGACAAGAGACAACGUCGUAAGGUUGCUUUUGUUGCGGCUUCUUUGCAUAUUUUCUCCACCGCCGGUCUCUUCCUCUCCGCUCCCUACUCUGAGAGCUUGUUCUCGAUGCUGAAUUUCUUGGGUGUUUUGCUGCAUGCUCGAAUUCCAUGGGAAAUGCCUCUUGAAAAGUAUGGACCAUUCUCUUUGCUCAGUCUGCUACUGUCGGGUGCUUGCUUUGGACUCGCUACCACUGUCCGCAGCAAUGGUCUGUUCAGCGGACUUGUUUACUUCCAUCACGUCUACAUGCUGUUCCAUUCGCGCAUCAAUCUUCGCACGAUUGUAACAAUUGUGGUCAUUGGCAUUUCGGCUGCCAUGAUCCUAUCUGGUAUGCUAUUCCCACAGUAUAUGGCGUAUCAAGAAUUUUGCGUAGGUCCGUCAGCAGCAAGCGAACUGCGCCCUUGGUGUACGCGGACCUUGCCUAGUAUCUAUUCAUGGGUACAAGAACAUUAUUGGAAUGUGGGGUUCCUCCGCUACUGGACCGUGUCCAAUAUUCCUUUGUUCUUGCUGGCACUGCCGAUGCUCUUUGUUCUAAUCUCCACGGGACUGACUGCGCCGUCGCUCUGGUUCGAACAACAAGGUCUGGAUCGCAAAAAAGACUACGACCAUACGAUGGUCUACAUCUCUUGCUUGGCACUCCCACAAAUCUUGCUGGCUCUGCUCGCUUUGACAACGUUCCAUGUGCAAAUUGUCAAUCGUAUCGCUACAGGCUAUCCGAUUUGGUACAUUGUUCUUGCGGCUGCCAUAGUAUCACCGAGUCGAGCUUUCAAAAAUGGCAAGGUUGGUCCGACACAAGAAUUGAUCUUUCGAGGGAUGAUCAUGUACUCCGUUAUCCAAGGUGGUCUCUACGCUAGCUUCAUGCCUCCUGCGUGA
Messenger RNA from Aureobasidium pullulans EXF-150, 1335 nucleotides. RefSeq names its product mannosyltransferase. Gene Ontology annotation, molecular function: GPI mannosyltransferase activity; alpha-1,6-mannosyltransferase activity. The coding region runs from base 1 to 1335 and encodes 444 amino acids. Gene Ontology annotation, biological process: GPI anchor biosynthetic process. NCBI's taxonomy places the organism in Eukaryota, Fungi, Ascomycota, Dothideomycetes, Dothideales, Saccotheciaceae. The record is from RefSeq and is a predicted model, not a curated record. Gene Ontology annotation, cellular component: endoplasmic reticulum membrane; mannosyltransferase complex. The transcript has 4 exons.